Molecule: messenger RNA, 84 nt
Organism: Staurois parvus
Lineage: Eukaryota; Metazoa; Chordata; Amphibia; Anura; Ranidae
Source: the annotation of a GenBank genome assembly
AUGGAACGGUCAUCUCCGUGCAUAAAGAUGACCUGUGCCGUCACAGAGCCGAUGUCAUCGUUAAUGCAGCCAAUGAGGAUCUGA